AUGUUUGCCUCGGCCGGUUACUCGGUUUGCAUUUUCGAGAUAAACGAGAGUCUCGUUCAAGCGGGGAUUGGAAGAAUUCGCGGAAAUCUCAACACAAUGCAGAAAGAUUCCCUUACAAGAGGCCCACUGACAACCGAAGAAGCGAUGGGAAAUGUUAGAGGAACCAUUGAUUUGCGAGAGGCGCUACAUGGAGCCAUUUAUGCCCAGGAAUCGACAAUGGAGAGCGAAGUAUUCAAGAAGGAUAUUUUCACGAAAAUCGAUCUCCUCGCCGAUUCGGAGACGGUUCUCGCGAGCAGUACAUCGACAAUUCCGGCAUCGCUUUUCACUGAAAAGCUCAAGAAUCGAGGUCGUUGCCUUGUCGUUCACCCAAUCAACCCGCCACUUUAUCUAACGCUAACCGAAAUCAUCCCAGCUCCGUGGACUGAAGAAAGUGCCGUUGAGAAAGCCGUGCAAAUCAUGAAGAAUAUUGGACAGACUCCAGUCCGCUUGCAUAAAGAGGUCCUGGGCUUUGCCGUUAAUCGCCUUCAAUAUGCACUGUUAGCUGAAUCAUGGCGUCUUGUCAAAGACGGAGUUUUGGAGGCCGAAGAUGUGGAUUUGGUGAUGAGCGAGGGUUUGGGUCCUCGGUACGCUUUCCAGGGCCCGCUGCACACAAUGCACCUCAAUGCGCUCGGCAUCGAGGAUUACUGUACUCGAUACGCGGCCGGUCUUCGCCGUGUGCUCGCCGAUUUCGGUCCCAAUCCGACAUUUGAGGAGCCUGAAGUUAUUGAAAAGAUCUCUUCAAGUAUGCAGAAACGUGUCACUGAUCACACGGCGGCACUCGACGAGCGAAAAGCGAAUCUCGCUCGACUUGCCAAGCUAAAAAAGGAA
Molecule: messenger RNA, 867 nt
Organism: Mesorhabditis belari
Lineage: Eukaryota; Metazoa; Nematoda; Chromadorea; Rhabditida; Rhabditidae
Source: the annotation of a GenBank genome assembly